AUGGAUGAAGAUUAUAUCGAGGUGCAUUCGUACUCGGAGGUCUCAACGUCGCAUUGCGCAGCAAAACCCGUUGCCGUUGUGACGCCGAAGAAUACAGAGGAGGUUUCCACCAUUGCUCGAAUAUGUUCCGAGUAUAAAAUCCCGAUGAUCCCCUUCGCCGGCGGAUCCAGCGUCGAAGGACAUUUUGCAGCGCCGUACUCUGGGCUGAGUGUAGAUUUCUCGGAGAUGAAUCAGGUUGUUGCGUUUCACGAGGAGGAUAUGGAUGUUGUCGUUCAACCAGGCGUCAACUGGGUCGACUUGAACAACAGCAUCAAGGACAGCGGGCUUUGGCUUCCAAUGGAUCCUAGUCCAACGGCACUCAUUGGCGGAAUGGUUGCGACAAACUGCAGUGGAACAAACGCAGUCAGAUACGGCACAAUGAAAGAUUGGGUGAUCAACCUCACCGUCGUCUUAGCAGAUGGGUCCAUCAUCCAGACGCGCCACCGACCGAGGAAAACAUCCGCCGGCUACAAUCUCACUGGCCUCUUCACGGGCUCUGAGGGCACCCUAGGCAUGAUCACGGAAAUCACCCUCAAGCUCGCACCGAUACCAGAGAAACAAAGUGUAGCCGUGGUUACCUUCCCAUCCGUCCGGGACGCCGUAGCGUGUGCAUCGAAGAUAAUGCGCCAGGGCGUUCCCAUCGCAGCGGUCGAGCUCAUGGAUGAGGUGCAAAUGGGUGUCAUCAAUAAGAAUGGCGGGUCGGGGGGUCGCAUGUGGGAGGAGAAACCUACCCUCUUAUUCAAAUUCUCCGGAACCACACAGUCCAUAGCAGCAGACAUAGCCAAGGUCGAGAAGAUCUCCUCACAAGGAAGCGGCAGCGCAUUUGAAUUCGCAAAAACGGAACAAGACAUGCACAAUCUAUGGUCCGCACGUAAGGAGGCAGUAUGGGCAAUGUGCGCCCAGAGACCAGAGGGGACGCAAAUCUGGUCGACGGACGUCGCUGUCCCGCUAUCGCGGAUGCCAGAGAUUAUAGAUCUAUCCAAGAAAGAAUCAUCAGCAUUGGGCCUAUUCUCCAGCGUCCUAGGCCACGUUGGCGACGGGAACUUCCACCAAGCAGUCAUGUAUGAUCCGAGCAAUCCGGCUCAAACGCAAGCUGUUCAGGAUUGUGUUAAGAAGAUGGUGCGUCGUGCGAUUGAGAUGGAGGGGACGGUGUCGGGCGAACACGGCAUUGGAUUAGGCAAGAAGGAAUGCCUCGUCGAGGAACUGGGCCCCGAGACUAUAGCCGUCAUGAGAACGUUGAAGCGGAGUUUGGAUCCUCACUGCCUCAUGAACCCGGGUAAGAUUUUCGAGCCGUGA
Molecule: messenger RNA, 1335 nt
Organism: Aspergillus calidoustus
Lineage: Eukaryota; Fungi; Ascomycota; Eurotiomycetes; Eurotiales; Aspergillaceae
Source: the annotation of a GenBank genome assembly